AAUGAAUGUAUUGCGCUCGCUCUCAGCCAAACUGAUGGUCGCAACUACGUAAACCAACUGCACCUACUAUCCGUAUCAUAGCAAGGACGAUAUAAAAUAACGUUGUUUUAACGUCCAAGGAUACUUCGCCAAUUCUCUUCUUGAAUGUCAUAUUACUGUACGUUGUAUGUGUGGUAAUAACAUGUCAGUUCCGUUGCCUGCUAUUGUACCUGCCGCUCGGAAAGCCACAGCAGCGGUGAUAUUUCUUCAUGGCCUGGGUGACACUGGCCAUGGCUGGGCAGAGGCCUUUGCUGGGAUCCGGACACCACACGUGAAAUAUAUCUGUCCUCACGCUCCAAUCAAGCCGGUUACAUUAAACAUGGGCAUGUCCAUGCCUUCCUGGUUUGACAUAAUCGGUUUGCAAACAGAUGCAGAGGAAGAUGAAGCUGGUAUUAAACAAGCUUCAGAGAAUAUUAAAGCACUUAUUGACCAAGAAGUCAAGAAUGGAAUACCAUCCCACCGAAUUGUUCUUGGAGGGUUUUCUCAGGGUGGGGCAUUGUCUCUGUACACUGCUCUCACAACCCAACAGAAGCUGGGGGGAGUGGUUGCUCUCAGCUGCUGGCUCCCCCUACGGAACUCCUUCCCCCAGGCGUCGGCCAACUCUGCCAACAAGGAGAUGAAUGUCUUGCAGUGCCACGGCGAGGCAGAUCCUCUGGUGCCCGUGACGUUUGGAUGUCUCACUGUGGAGAAGCUGAAGACCCUCUGCAACCCAUCUAACAUCACCUUCAAGACCUAUCCCAGAAUGCCUCACAGUGCAUGCCCUGAGGAAAUGAUGGACAUUAAGGAGUUUAUUGAAAAGCAGCUUCCUCCAAUCUAAUGCGUAGACACACAACCCCACCAAUAUCGGGAACUCCUGGCUCCUGUGAUGCUCCAAAGACUGUCUGAACCACAGACCUCCGUCAAUAGAACCUGCUGACUCGGGCCGGUCUGUGCUAGCCAGUAGGCCAAAACAAGGAGAGGGACAUUGUAACACAAACCAUCAUAUUCUCUACUUGCGCCAUAUGGAAUUCUCAGUAUUGAUAAGCCAUCUGGUCCUGGAAAAUACAUCUGUUGGGAGCAUCUAUGUGGUUUAACAAAUCUGUAUCUAAUAUUUUUAUUUGCAAUAAAUAUCUUUGUUACGGGGAAAUAUAAAGCUAAUAUAACGCAGUAGUAAAAAAAAAAGACAGCAUUAAAAUGAUUGUGCUUUAUUCGA
This is a messenger RNA of Esox lucius (northern pike), 1231 nucleotides long. It is a transcript of the gene lypla1, whose product is annotated as lysophospholipase 1. The record is from RefSeq and is a predicted model, not a curated record. NCBI's taxonomy places the organism in Eukaryota, Metazoa, Chordata, Actinopteri, Esociformes, Esocidae. Gene Ontology annotation, cellular component: cytoplasm. The transcript has 9 exons. Bases 167 to 856 code for a protein of 229 amino acids. Gene Ontology annotation, molecular function: palmitoyl-(protein) hydrolase activity; carboxylic ester hydrolase activity. Gene Ontology annotation, biological process: protein depalmitoylation.